CCACACACUUUAUCGAAAAUGGUUAGCAAGAAAGACGGGAACGAGAGGAAGUCAUUCUAACUGUUUUACCUGUUUUUCUAGAGAGAGAAUUGGUAAAAGGAAGAAAACUCCCCAGAGACUGGGGACAUGCAUUGAAAAAAAACAAAAAAAAACAAAAAAAAAAAAAAACAGACAGAGAAGAAGGGGGGCCUUUGUCUCUCAAUAACUUCCCAGUGAAAGGAAUUUUUGUUUCUCUCUGUCUCUCUCACGCUCAGCCGUUGUUGUUCGUCUCCCUGAAUGCCUUCACCAGUAUUCAGGUCAUUUGUGGCGACUAUUAAGCGGAGGAGCGAGGGAACCAACACGAUGGGUUCAGAGAUAGCAAUGUGGUUAUUUGACUUUUGCAGCCUCCUAUACGCAAAUUGGAUACAAUGUGAAGGAUGUUCUACCCAAGGAAGACUAAUUCUCUAGGGAUAUAACACUGAUUAAAGAAGCUCCCUUUAGCAUGCACUUUAAUUGUUGUUGUUUUUACUUGAAUGAGAUUCAACAAGAUGGCUGUUGCUAUCAAUCCUCAAAAUCAUGGGUUCAAGCAAUUUGUUAGACCUCCGAGGUGUAAAAUUCCAUCAUUCUCUCAGCUCGACUACAACAACGUUCUUGAAUCAAGCCAAACAAACCUUACACAUCCCUUACAUAAUGUUCCUUUUGAAUUCCCCAACAUCCACAAAAGUUAUUCCACACCGUGCUUAUCAAGAUCAGAAGAAGAUAUUGAAAAUAAUCCGAGAAUUGAAAUCAUUGGUGGCCAUCGAGCUCCUAAAGUGCACGUGUUAGUUGUUGAGGUUGCUAUAGCUAUGGCUUCCGGAAUCAAACCUGAGUUACUAUCAAGUGGCCUAGGUGGGGCCUACCUUUUUCGUGCGACAAAUGGUAAUGCAAUAGCAGUGGCAAAACCUGCUGAUGAGGAACCUCUAGCUUUGAAUAAUCCGAAAGGAUUUGCAGGUCGGAUGUUAGGCCAACCGGGCAUGAAACGUUCCAUUAAGAUAGGCGAAACUGGUGUUCGCGAAUCAGCUGCCUAUCUUCUUGAUCAUGAUGGAUUUGCUGGUGUUCCUCCAACAACAUUAGUCAAAAUUUCUCAUGUUACCUUCAAUAUAAACGAUUCACAAUCGCUUUCUACUUCAACUUAUAAAAUUGCCUCGCUUCAACGGUUUAUGGAGCAUGAUUAUGAUGCAGGAGACUUAGGCGCUUCAGGAUUUUCAGUGGCUUCAAUUCAUCGUAUUGGGAUAUUGGAUAUACGUCUUCUCAAUCUUGACAGGCAUGCUGGAAAUAUCCUGGUGAAGCACGGGAAAGAAAACUAUGCUGUUGAUUCUGCUGAACUUGUACCUAUAGAUCAUGGACUUUGCUUGCCAGAAUCACUUGAUGAUCCGUAUUUCGAAUGGCUGCAUUGGCCUCAAGCCUCCAUUCCAUUUUCAGACUCUGAAAUGGAGUAUAUAUGUGGUCUUGAUCCGUUUAAGGAUGCGGAUUUACUACGAAGUGAACUUCCUUCUAUUAGGGAAUCAUCCAUUCGGGUUCUCGUGGUGUGCACUAUUCUUUUGAAGCAAGCUGCUACUUCAGGGCUUUGCUUAGCUCAAAUCGGAGAAAUGAUGACUCGAAAAUGUUAUGGUGGACAGGAAGAAUGGAGUGCAUUAGAAAAGAUGUGUUUCAGUGCCAAGGUUAAGAUGGAGAGUAAAAUAAAAGAGGACAAUCAGAGUAUCGGUGAAGAGAAAGAAAACAAUGUUGGAGUUUUUCAGUUUGAUUAUGAAGACGGAGAUGACUCAAAUCAAGAAGUUGAGGAAGCUGAUGAAAUCAUACAAGGCAGCUCUGCUAUAACAGCUAAGCCACCGAAAAUUCCAAGAUUUUCGUCUGUUAGGUCUAUGAGUAGACUAGUCGAUCCAUUAGCGUUUCAUUGUGAAGAAGAAUGCGAUUUCCUAAACAACAAUUCUCGCAAUGAUGAUGGUGCUAAGGAGGACGAUAUCAACGAUGAUGACAGUCAGAAAGCUGGUGUCCUAUUGAGGAGCAUGAGCUUUGGUACAAAAAAUUACAAGAAUGAUGGUGAAGGGAUUUCUUUUGGUGAAAUGAGUAGUGAACAAUGGAGCUUAUUCUUAGAGGUUUUUGAGAAGCUUUUGUCUGAGGCUUUUGAAGGCAAAAACUGCAUGUGUUUGUCAAAGCAAAGAUUGGGAUCUUCUUGUGAAUUCUGAAGAGAAUAUUUGGUUUAUGAGAAGAGUUCCACCUGUAUUUACAACAAAUGUAAAAUACCAGCCAAAGUACUCAAGGUAGAAUGUAGAUAGUUAGCAUAAAUGGCAAAGAGAUGGGCAAAUUUGCCAUCCUUUCCACACCUUUAUUUAUUAGUCUUCUGUUUUUUUUUUUUUCUACUUCUCUGCAGAAGUUGAUCUCUCUCUUUGCUUUUUCAUUGUUUAAAAUGCCAACCCCAAAUAGUUUGGGAGUGAGGCGUAAUUAUUGUUGUGUUUUUCAUCAUUUAAAAUACAAAAACUAGAGAAUUCUAUGUUCUUUGACACAAUUUGAUAUUAUGUUGUAUGAAUUGUAAAUUGUAUGUAUUGAACGACGGUUUCAAAUAAAUUUUCAAGUUUUUU
Molecule: messenger RNA, 2597 nt
Organism: Lycium barbarum (goji berry)
Lineage: Eukaryota; Viridiplantae; Streptophyta; Magnoliopsida; Solanales; Solanaceae
Product: phosphatidylinositol 4-kinase gamma 8-like
Exons: 4
Coding region: 513-2204 (563 amino acids)
Source: RefSeq, a predicted model, not a curated record